Gossypium raimondii (Peruvian cotton) is the source of this 1139-nucleotide messenger RNA. RefSeq names its product glycine-rich RNA-binding protein 2, mitochondrial. Lineage: Eukaryota; Viridiplantae; Streptophyta; Magnoliopsida; Malvales; Malvaceae. Gene Ontology annotation, molecular function: RNA binding. The transcript is spliced from 5 exons. The coding region runs from base 120 to 956 and encodes 278 amino acids. The record is from RefSeq and is a predicted model, not a curated record.
AAAAAUAUCUGAACGCCGCACCGUCUACAUAAACCCGGAGGGUUUUACUCUUGAGAAACAAGUACAAGCGUCUCUCACUCUCUCUCACUUGCAUCCCAUACAACAGUCGGGUUGAAACAAUGGCUUUUCUAAGUAAAAUUGGGAAUAUGCUUAGGCAGACCUCGACCACACAGAUCAAUGCUCAGUUGUCUGCAUCAAGUCCAAGCCUCUUUCAAGUGUUCCGGUGCAUGUCGAACGCGCCGAGCUCGAAACUUUUUGUAGGAGGUAUUUCAUACCAAACGGAUGACCAAGGUCUGAGAGAAGCUUUCAGCAAAUAUGGUGAAGUUAUUGAAGCAAGAAUAAUCGUGGAUCGAGAGACGGGCAGGUCUAGAGGAUUUGGCUUUGUCACUUACACAAGUUCCGAGGAUGCUUCAAGUGCACUUCAGGCCUUGGAUGGACAGACUCUUCAUGGCCGUCAAGUAAGAGUAAACUAUGCAACUGAGAGAGCUCCUCGUAACUUUGGGGGUGGCGGCUAUGGAGGUGGUGGCUAUGGCGGUGGUGGCUACGGCGGUGGUGGCUAUGGAGGCGGUGGCUAUGGAGGCGGUGGCUAUGGUGGUGGUGGCUAUGGCAGAAAUGCUGCCCCCACUUCUGGAAAUUAUGGAGGUAAUGUUGGAUACGGUGGCAGUGUUAACUACGGAGGCCAGGGAAGCCAUGGUGGUUUUGGUCAAUCUGAUGCAACCAAUUACGAAAGUGGGAGUUUCAGCGUUGCUGGUGGCGGCGGCGGCAUUGAUGGUGUUGGUACUGGUGGUUCAGCUGGAUUUGGAAGUCCUAAUAUGGGAAUUGACAGUGGUGAUCAAUUCAGUAGUACCGAAGAUGGCUUCAAGGAGGAAGAAGCAUUCGACUCAAAUGAGCCAAUGAACGAAAACUUCCGAGAUGAGGAUGACGAGAAUGGCAGUGAUUUUGCCAAAAGGGCAUGAACUAAAUCUGUCUUUAGUAGUAAAAUUGUUUUGGUUUUUAGUUAUAUUGUCAUCACUUUUGAAACAAAUUUUUAUUUGAUCAAAUGACGUGAGCUAUUGUCUUUGUAGAACUUUUAAUACUUUCUUAAGUCUCCUUCCAUGGAGAACUGAAAUCCUUAUGGAAAAAAAAUAAUUUUAUAUUCA